Molecule: messenger RNA, 2551 nt
Organism: Sphaerodactylus townsendi
Lineage: Eukaryota; Metazoa; Chordata; Lepidosauria; Squamata; Sphaerodactylidae
Gene: PIK3AP1
Product: phosphoinositide-3-kinase adaptor protein 1
Exons: 13
Coding region: 189-1922 (577 amino acids)
Cellular component (GO): cytosol
Molecular function (GO): phosphatidylinositol 3-kinase regulatory subunit binding; signaling receptor binding
Source: RefSeq, a predicted model, not a curated record
AUUCCCGCCCCGCUGUUGGCACCUCUCGCGACCUCCUCCUUGGGCGGGCGCCUACAGCUGCCUCCGCCCCCUCCCCGCCGGCCGGCCGGCCUCCUCUGCAGGGGAGGAAGUGCGCACGGCCGCGGCGCCCCGGGCGGCAGAGACGGGACCCCCGGGCGAGCGGCGCUUUGCCGUCGGGCCGGCCGGGCAUGGCGGCGGCGGUCUCAGAAAAGUGUCCCAAUGCAUGCGAUCUGCUGGUUAUGUAUGGGAAAGAUGCCGGCGAAUGGUGCGAGUAUCUCCAGAGCCUCUUUGGUUCCUGCCGAGACCUCCAGAGCUAUCUAGUGGAGAGUGGGGCUCCUAUCCCCCCUGAGAAGGCGGACCUCUUCAAGAGAAGCCGGUGCAUCGUUGUUUUGCUCUCCUGCGAGCUGGUGCAGGCCUUCCAGGUGCCAGCCGUCCUCCGGAGCCUACAGGAGGUUCUUCAGCCGCCUCAUAAAGUUGUGAAGCUGUUCUGCGGGGUGGCAGAAUGUGAGGAUUACCAAAUGUUCUUCAAAGACUGGUCCAAGUGGAAACAGUUGACAUACGAUGAUGACCCCGAGGCCUACAUUGGAGCUGUCAUGAAGGUGAUUUCAGAGGGAGACUCUGGUUGCGGUUCAGAGGCUGAUGCAGAAGCAGAGGACGGCAGAGAUCGACAUAACUCCUGCAACAUGUCAGCAAGGAGGCAGCAGGGGACUUCUGGGGCCAAAACAGGAAACCUAGUAGCAGUGCAGCCAAGUCGCAUACGCUGUGGGGUGCAGACAACAAUGUACAUAAUUCUAAAAUGCAAGCUGGAUAACCAAGUGAAAAUGGACGUGGAAUUCACUCCUACAAAUUGUCAGUCUGUGCGAGUCCUUUCCAGGAUGGAGAAUGAGUAUACAGUCUCAGUUUGCACACCUGAUUUGUCGCCUGGCACAGUGGGAUUGCGAUUGUAUGCUGGGGAUUUAAUUGUAGCUGAAGCGGACGUGAGCUAUUACUCUGACAUGGAAGAAAUCAGCAGCUUGCUGGCUUCCGCAGCAAAUCCUGUGGAGUUCAUGUGCCAGGUGGGCCUGGAGUGCAAGUUCACAGGGGCUGGCAGGUGUGCAAACCAGCCUCUGGUUCACAACUUCCAGGAUUUUCCAAUCCAGACCCCAAAGUGUUGUCUCAAGUCUUAUAUAAUCUCUCUUUGUCUAGUAUUUUCAGGAAAAGACAGAGAGAGUAUUGGAAAUCUCUAUGUGUCUUCAGAGAACCUUGGGAAAGCAGCCAAAGCUCUGAGGGUUCAUUCCCAAUCCAGUAUCUACGAUCCCUUUGCGGGGAUGAAGACCCCAGGACAAAGGCAGCUGAUAACUCUCCAGGAGCAGGUGAAGCUGGGGGUGCUGACCGUGGACGAAGCCGUCCUGAAUUUCAAAGAGUGGCAGCUGAACCAGAAGAAGAGGGCAGACUCCUUUCGCUUCCAGCAGGAAAACUUGAAAAGACUAAGAGAAAGCGUGACCCGGCGACAACUGGAGAAGCAAAAGGCAGGCAAACAUCCAGACUUGGAAAUCACUGCUCCUCAGGGACAUUUCCAGAAGACUCCCAAGAAACCAGAAUACGGCGUAUAUGAAUUCAGCCCCCGGAAAAAUGUUUUCCCACCAAGUAAAGAGCUGAAACGAGGGGACUGGAAAACAGAAAGCUCCUCUAGCUCUGCAAGCAAUUCAAGUAACCGAUCGAGUACUCGAAGUUUGCUGAGUGUCAGCAGUGAGAUGGAUGGAGACAAUGAAGAUAACGAGACGCCAGAAGUGAAGAUACAUUUCAGCCCCGUGAUGCAUCAAGGCGACAAGCACCACUCUGUUACACCUGGAAGAACCCCAAGGAUACCUCCUCGCGUUGCUAGCAGGCCACUGAGCAACGAUAGCUUUCACCCGCCACCAGUGCCCCCAAGAGGUCGGUGAAACGCUGCACUCGGGAUAGUGAAAAGUGGAAGUUCCUGGUUUUAUUCUGAAGACUACUGUUUUAAUGGUCAUGAGUUCAGCAGUUGUUUUCUUCUCUUUAUCCCCAUCCCGCCAUCAAAAGAGUUUACUUCAGAGACAAAGUCCUGGAGAAGUUGACCGUCCUCACCACAGUAGCUUUUCAGAACUGGCAAGAAAAGACACAUGCAGAGCUUUUUCUGUGAUUCUGCACUACUUGUUUACGCUGUCUGGACAUGAAAAAGCUCACUGGAGGCGGGCAGAUCAGGGCUCUUAUGGUGAAGAAACUGCAUGGUUACGAUAACUGAGAAAAUCCCUUGAAAUCGUCUCUGGUGCUUACGGAUUCUGUGAUGGUUCUGUACCUCACACCAUCAACCCAAUGCAUGGAGCUGCCUGUCAAAUAAAACAGCAAUACAGAAACGCUGAGCAGCAGCUCCUACGUUAGGUACCGGAAGGAAUCUUCAUGGAAGUCCGCCUUGCCUGGGUACGGUACUUCUUGUCUUGUCUGAGCGUGGUACUACUAUGAUGAUCUACCAAAUUCCAGCUGUGGACCUAAAAGAUACAGAGGCUCAGCAACUUAAGAACAUCAAUAAAAUGUGCACAGAAGUCUUCCA